AUGGGGAACUGGAUUGAGAAUGAGGGGCUCUCCAUCUUUGUCAUUCUGGUGUGGCUGGGGCUGAACGUCUUCCUCUUUAUCUGGUUCUAUGGGGUUUAUAACAAUGGAGAAGAAUUCUUUUACACUCGAAAACUUCUUGGGUUUGCACUGCCGUUGGCCAGAGCCCCUGCAGCCUGCCUGAAUUUCAACUGCAUGCUGAUUUUGCUGCCAGUCUGUCGAAACCUGCUCUCCUUCCUCAGAGGUUCCAGUGCGUGCUGCUCAACAAGAAUUCGAAGACAACUGGACAGGAACCUCACCUUUCAUAAACUGGUGGCAUGGAUGAUUGCACUUCACACUGCGAUUCAUACCAUUGCCCACUUAUUUAAUGUGGAGUGGUGUGUGAAUGCGCGAGUCAACAAUUCUGACGUUUACUCAAUAGCACUCUCUAACCUUGGAGAUAAUCCUGGUGAAAGUUACCUCAAUUUUGCUCGAAGGAGAAUCAAGAAUCCUGAAGGAGGUCUAUACGUGGCUGUGACUCUGUUGGCCGGCAUCACUGGCAUUGUCAUCACACUGUGCCUCAUAUUAAUUAUCACCUCCUCCACCAAAACCAUCCGGAGGUCUUACUUUGAAGUGUUUUGGUACACACACCAUCUUUUCGUGAUCUUCUUCAUCGGACUCGCCAUCCAUGGAGCUGAGCGAAUUGUACGUGGGCAGACUGCAGCGAGUAGACUGGAACACAAUUAUAAAGUUUGUGCGGACAAUAUCUCACAAUGGGGAAAAAUACCUGACUGUCCAAUCCCACAGUUCUCUGGAAACCCUCCUAUGACUUGGAAAUGGAUAGUGGGUCCCAUGUUUCUGUAUCUCUGUGAGAGGUUGGUACGGUUUUGGCGAUCUCAACAGAAAGUGGUCAUCACCAAGGUGGUCACUCACCCUUUCAAAACCAUUGAGCUACAGAUGAAGAAGAAAGGAUUCAAGAUGGAAGUGGGACAGUACAUUUUUGUCAAGUGCCCCAAGGUGUCCAGUCUGGAGUGGCACCCUUUCACACUGACCUCUGCCCCGGAGGAAGACUUCUUUAGCAUCCAUAUUCGGAUCGUUGGGGACUGGACAGAAGGACUUUUCAAUGCUUGUGGCUGUGAUAAGCAGGAGUUUCAAGAUGCGUGGAAACUACCUAAGAUAGCGGUGGACGGGCCCUUCGGCACGGCCAGCGAAGACGUGUUCAGCUACGAGGUGGUGAUGUUAGUGGGAGCAGGGAUCGGGGUCACGCCCUUUGCAUCCAUUCUCAAGUCGGUCUGGUACAAAUAUUGCAAUAACGCCACUAACCUGAGGCUCAAAAAGAUAUACUUCUACUGGUUGUGCCGGGACACGCACGCCUUUGAGUGGUUUGCGGACUUGCUGCAGCUGCUAGAGACCCAGAUGCAGGAAAGGAACAACGCUGGCUUCCUCAGCUAUAACAUCUAUCUCACCGGCUGGGAUGAGUCUCAGGCCAAUCACUUUGCCGUGCACCAUGACGAGGAGAAAGACGUGAUCACGGGCCUGAAACAAAAGACCCUAUAUGGACGGCCCAACUGGGAUAAUGAAUUCAAGACGAUUGCAAGUCAACACCCAAACACCAGAAUAGGAGUUUUUCUCUGCGGACCUGAAGCCUUGGCUGAAACCCUCAGUAAACAGUGCAUCUCCAACUCUGAGUCUGGCCCUCGGGGAGUGCAUUUCAUUUUCAACAAGGAAAACUUCUAA
This is a messenger RNA of Canis lupus familiaris (dog), 1713 nucleotides long. It is a transcript of the gene CYBB, whose product is annotated as cytochrome b-245 beta chain. Gene Ontology annotation, biological process: defense response; superoxide anion generation. Gene Ontology annotation, molecular function: superoxide-generating NAD(P)H oxidase activity. The record is from RefSeq and is marked provisional. NCBI's taxonomy places the organism in Eukaryota, Metazoa, Chordata, Mammalia, Carnivora, Canidae. Gene Ontology annotation, cellular component: NADPH oxidase complex; plasma membrane.